This is a messenger RNA of Staurois parvus, 555 nucleotides long. Lineage: Eukaryota; Metazoa; Chordata; Amphibia; Anura; Ranidae. The record is from the annotation of a GenBank genome assembly.
UCCCCAAAGGUCAGCAGUCAUCUCCUGUACUGUCCGCAGUCUCUGGUCAUCCCUGUACUGUCCACAGUCUCUGGUCAUCUACUGUACUGUCCGCAGUCUCUGGUCAUCUCCUGUACUGUCCGCAGUCUCUGUCAUCUCCUGUACUGUCCGCAGUCUCUGGUCAUCCCUGUACUGUCCACAGUCUCUGGUCAUCUACUGUACUGUCCGCAGUCUCUGGUCAUCUCCUGUACUGUCCGCAGUCUCUGGUCAUCUCCUGUACUGUCCGCAGUCUCUGGUCAUCCCUGUGCUGUCCGCAGUCUCUGGUCAUCCCUGUGCUGUCCGCAGUCUCUGGUCAUCCCUGUGCUGUCCGCAGUCUCUGGUCAUCCCUGUGCUGUCCGCAGUCUCUGGUCAUCCCCUGUAUUGUGUCCGCAGUUCCUGGUCAUCCCUGUGCUGUCCGCAGUCUCUGGUCAUCCCUGUGCUGUCCGCAGUCUCUGGUCAUCCCUGUACUGUCCGCAGUCUCUGGUCAUCCCUGUGCUGUCCACAGUCUCUGGUCAUCUCCUGUACUAUGUUUGCAGU